This is a messenger RNA of Rhopilema esculentum, 930 nucleotides long. NCBI's taxonomy places the organism in Eukaryota, Metazoa, Cnidaria, Scyphozoa, Rhizostomeae, Rhizostomatidae. The record is from RefSeq and is a predicted model, not a curated record.
AUGUUAUCAAAAAUUGACCUGAUAGAAGAAAUUGGACGUGGAGCAGGGGUUCUUCGUGAUGCAUUAACAUCAUUCUGGAAAGGCUUUUGUAAUGCCUUAAGUGUUGGUGCUCAGAGUAAAGUACCUGCAAUUCGCCAUGACUAUCAAAAGAAAGAGUGGGCAGCUGUAGCCAGGAUCUUGCUGUUUGGAUUUAUGAAGGAGCGUUACUUUCCACUGGUUUUGUCCCCAGCAUUCAUAGCAGCAUGUUUGUUUGGGGAAGAUGGUGUCAGUGAUGACUAUCUGCUGAAAUCGUUUUAUAAGUAUAUAGGUGAAGAAGAAAGAGAAGCAUUGAAGAAAUGCAUGAGUGAUGACUUUGAUUCUACAGAUGAGGAUGUGUUAGAUUUUCUAUCUAGUUACAAAUGCUAUAAACAUGUUACCAAAGAAAACAUAAAUGAGAUAAUUCAUCAACUUGCCCAUCAAGAAUUAAUUCAACGACCCAAAUAUAUAAUGCAUUGCUGGUCCCCCUAUUUGAAGAUAUUGCUGCAGUUUGAUGAUUUUAAAUCAGUGGAAGCUCUUGAAAAUUUUUACAAUCAAAAAAAGCCAACACCAAAAAAGUUGAUCAAACUUAUAGAUGCAAAUCCAGCAAAUGAUGCAGAGAGGAGCUGUUUAGAUCAUCUCAAGCGCUACAUCAAGUCCUUGCAAUGUACCUUGCUAGAAACAUUCCUUCAAUUCAUCACAGGAAGUGAUAUCCUCUUGUGUGACAGCAUAGCAAUAUCAUUCAGUGAUUUAUUAAGUGAUCCAGUUCAGUCUGGCAAAGGUAGAAGACCAAUAGCUCACACAUGUGGACCAGUUUUGGAGCUGCCAUCUACAUAUCAGUCGUACAAUGAACUAAGUGAGGAAUUUACAGAACUCUUGAACAACAAGGAUUCAUGGGAAUACAAUAUUGUUUGA